Messenger RNA from Hemisphaericaspora subhashii, 2274 nucleotides. RefSeq lists its product as uncharacterized. The transcript has a single exon. Lineage: Eukaryota; Fungi; Ascomycota; Pichiomycetes; Serinales; Debaryomycetaceae. The record is from RefSeq and is a predicted model, not a curated record. Bases 1 to 2274 code for a protein of 757 amino acids.
AUGCCCGAUAUAUCAAUUACAGCAAAGAAAUCCCAUCAAAAAUCUCCCAAUAAUUUGCAACAUAUCGUGGUCGUUAAAACUCCACCACCACAACAACACAAGGCAUAUCAAAGACAUCAACCUAUAAAUGAAGAUCCUCCAUAUAUCCAAAACAAUUACCGAGAUUCAUAUUUAAGAAUAGGCUCUAAGAAAGCCAUUGAAGAUAUAAAACCAUUCCAUACAACCUUUACAUCAACCACGACUUCAUCAUCUUUUGUGGCGGCAAAUUCAAUAAUACUAGCCAAUGCAUUUUAUAUGUUUGCCACAAUUAUCUUACUUAUUAUAAUCAUUGCUGCUAUUUCAUUUGGAAUUAGAGAAUAUUAUUUAUCUUUUAAGAAUCGACUUAAUUCGUCAACUAGUGAAGUUACAAGGUUAUAUAAUUGGAAUGAUUUGAAACAUGUUACCGACAGGGGAGGAGGUGGUGGAGAUGGAGGAGGGGACAACAAAGAGGGAGAUGGGAAUACGGAUGGGAGACUAAUGCAGCAACAACUUCAACAACAGAAGAUACUUAAUCAUCAACAACAGAUAGCAAUGAAUGGAAUAGGAUCAAAUCAGAAUAGAAACCUUGCGGAGGCAAUUACUUCUGGUUUGACACAAUUUGGGGAUGAUAAGAAUAAUACUGAGAAUUCACCAGGUUGGGAAGAUUCUCAAAAUUCAAAUAUAACUGAAAGUUCCAAUAAUCUGGGAACUAGUUCAUAUACCAAGAACAGUCAUAGUAGGUUCAAUUUAGUCAGUCAUAGACAAGGGAAUAUUACUGGGUUUAGUGAUAAAUCAAUUUCAAAACUUACAAAUAGUCAAAUCAAAUAUAAAAUUACUUAUUCAAUUGAAGAAUUACAAAGAUAUAAUAGAACUUUAGAUUGGGAUGAUGAUAGUUUAUUAAGACUUUCACAAAUCAAAAAGACAAAAUAUAAAUUAUCAAUGUCGAAAUUAUUAUUAUCAAAUAAUACCAAUAUUCAAAUCCCAAUUUCUCAAUUUGAUCAGGCUUGGAAAUUAACUAGAGUAAUAUUUGAAAUCAAGAAUUCAAUCAUUAAUUCUCAAUGUCCCGUUGAGAAAUCUUUAGCUGUUUUACAAUUGAUUUCAAUUGGGAAAUGUCAAAACUUAGUCCGUGGGAACCCCAACACAUACUUGGAAUCAUUCAAUGAUUGCAUGGAGGAAAUAAUCGAUAACGGAUCAAUAUUUAUCGUAUUCAACGAAAUCAACCCAAAUCUCCAAUUGCAACUAGUAGAAGUCAUCCUCACAUAUUGUUGGAAUCAUUAUAGAUAUUAUGACUACCAAGACGAAAAACCCCAAUCCUCAACCCACAUAAUCCUCACCCAAUUCAAAAAAUGGAACCUAAAACAACCAAUCAUCCAAACCAGAACCACAAUAUUUAGAAUAUUAUGUAAUCUCCAAUUAGGUCUUUAUUCAAUCCAAUCCACCCCCGCCAAAUUGUUAUCCGAAAUAGAAUUAAAAAUCGCCCUUGUGAUUCGAGAAGCUAUCAAACAUAGUAUAUGUAAUGAUUAUAUCGGAUAUAUCCCCAUGUUGGCCCAAGCUGUUGAUGUCACCAAUUUAACUCGAAAUAAAAUUUUCUUUUUUGAGAUACUUAAGAUAUUAAUCCUGAAUCAUUGUCAAUGUUGUAUGGAACAUUAUAUACAUGAUUCCAAUGUUGAAUUGAAAUCAGUGGUUCAGUUUGGAUUAUAUAACGAUCUGGAAUUUGUUGUUGCUAAGGCGAAUGAGAUAUUAGAGAUUUUGAUUAAGAAUGACCCGAAGAUAGCUGGAUGGAGGAUUGAGACCGAGGAAGGUGGUGGUGGGGGGAAUGAGAGUUCUAUCUUUUCGUUGACUAGUGAAUAUGCAGAAGGAUUCUUUACGGCUCCAUUGUAUAAGAAACAAGAACAGAAACUACAGCAGAAACAAAAAGGAAAGGUGCUGAAUCAAAAGCAGACAAGAUCAAAGAAUAAUCAGGCCUUUAAUAGUCAAAAUAAUAAUGAUACACAUACAAGUAGUAGGAGUUCUGGAUCAUUACCCCAUUCCUGGAAUUUCGGAGUAGUGACAAGUCAUUUAAAUCUAAUAACUGAGGAAGAUGAGGAGGAAGCAGAAGAUGAAGAUGAGGAUCAGCAUGACACGGAAGAUGCUACUGAUGUGGAGACAGAAGAAGAAAUGGAUCUUGGGAUAUAUGAUGUUUCAGUGAAACCUUCUUCAACUAUUGAUUUGAAUAAAUCAAGUGGUGAUAGUCGAAGAAUUCCGGGGUUUCGAUAA